CAACCGUGAUUAUAAUCUAGCUUCAUCUUGCAAUACUCAGUAGAUUCGGCAUAUCCCUACGGAAAAUAUCGCUAAACACCAUGCUCUCAUUCUUGAGAUCGUCAGGGCCAGUGCGCACUCAAAAUGCCCAGAACAAUCCAAUUCUCUACGAAGGCGGCAAGUCUUCGGUUGCCUUCUCGGGACCCGGCUCAAAAUACAUCAUGACCCAUCGGAUCCCACCAACAGACAAAGAAAAUGGUGUUUCGAUUAUCGCGCCUCCGUUUCACUAUCAUAUCUACCAAGAUGAAUUCUUCCGCGUCCAGUCCGGCAAGGGCAACUUCUACCGCGGCCUUGACCCAAAGCCCUUUGCGGUUCUGUCCGACGAGCCAGAUGGCCAAGCUACAGCCUCGGUGAAGGCUGGAUACUUUCACCGCUUCGAAAAUGCAACAGAAGACAGAGAUCUCGUGGUGGAUAUUCAUUUGACUCCAGAAUCAUAUGAGAACGAACAGCAGUUCUUCAGAAACUUCUUUGGGUACCUGGACGACUGUAAAGCGUCGGGUAGUGCACCUAGUAUUUUUCAGCUUCUCGUCUUUCUUCACAGCGCCGAUACUCCAUUGGUGAUUCCGAUUCCUUGGGAGUUCAUGGGCCGGGUGGUCAGUCGGAUCUUACUCACAACUGCCGCUUACUGGGGAAGAUUUGUGCUGGGCUACAAGCAGACAUAUCCGGAAUACUACGAUGCAAAGAAGUCCAUAUAAGAUGCUGACGGGCAUCAAUCAAGACAAUUUACAAGUAGCAUAUGAAAUUUUAUAUAUGGGGUAUCUUUCAAAUUGACACUGGUUCAAGCAGCUACACUUACAAUGUCUGUCUCCUUCUUGCCAUCAUCUUCCUUCCUUAAGCCUUCAGGACCAUCUUGCACUUGACGA
Fusarium verticillioides 7600 is the source of this 902-nucleotide messenger RNA. RefSeq lists its product as hypothetical. The coding region runs from base 81 to 734 and encodes 217 amino acids. The record is from RefSeq and is a predicted model, not a curated record. Lineage: Eukaryota; Fungi; Ascomycota; Sordariomycetes; Hypocreales; Nectriaceae. The transcript has a single exon.